This is a messenger RNA of Gossypium raimondii (Peruvian cotton), 1922 nucleotides long. RefSeq names its product ACT domain-containing protein ACR6. NCBI's taxonomy places the organism in Eukaryota, Viridiplantae, Streptophyta, Magnoliopsida, Malvales, Malvaceae. The transcript has 7 exons. Bases 231 to 1565 code for a protein of 444 amino acids. The record is from RefSeq and is a predicted model, not a curated record.
ACUCGUGCUUUCCUUGAAUAUUGGUUUCGGAAAACCUAUUUUUAUUUUUAUUUAUUUUCAAUUUUGUACAGUAUCAUACAAAAAGAAUAAUAAAAGUUGCCCUUUUGGAAAUUCUGAGUUCUGGGAUUUCUGAGCUAAUCAAUUUCUUUUUUGAAAAAGUUUGGUUUUCUUCUUUGGUGCUUGUGUGGUUUUUCAGCUUGGAGAAAUUUGGUUUUCUUUUUUCUUGAGAAAUGGAUGAUGAAUAUGCUAAGCUUAUCAGAAGGGUAAACCAACCCAGAGUGGUGAUUGACAAUAAUGCUUGUGAGGAUGCCACAGUUAUCCAGGUUGACAGUGUCAACAAACAUGGGAUUCUCCUGGAAGUAGUUCAAGUGCUUACUGAUAUGAAUCUUACAAUAAGAAAAGCAUACAUAGCAUCUGAUGGAGGAUGGUUUAUGGAUGUUUUCAAUGUUGUUGACAAUGAUGGCAACAAAAUCAGAGAUAAAGAAAUUAUUGACUAUAUUCAAAGGAGAAUCGAAACUAGUGCGGGCUUUGUACCAUCACAGAGAGGCUCCGUAGGUGUAAUGCCAUCAGAAGAGCAUACAUCAAUUGAACUUGCAGGGACUGAUAGGCCUGGUUUAUUAUCUGAAGUAUGUGCAGUCCUGGCGGACCUGCGUUGCAACGUUGUAAAUGCCGAGAUUUGGACCCAUAACACCCGUGCUGCAGCUGUAGUUCAUGUGACAGAUGAUUCGACAGGCUGCGCAAUCACCGACCCAAAACGUCUCUUGAUGAUAAAGGACUUGCUUUGUAAUGUUCUCAAAGGAAAUGAUGACUUGAAAACAGCAAAAACAAUGCUCUCAGCUCCCGGUGUCAUGCAUAGGGAGCGAAGGUUGCAUCAAAUCAUGUUUGCAGAUAGGGACUACGAAAGGGUGGAAAAAACUGGAGUCAGGGCUGUCGAAGAGAGGAGCUCGAAACCCCAAGUUAAUCUGUUGAAUAUUGAGAAAGAUUACACUGUUAUUACCAUGAGGGCAAAAGAUAGGCCAAAACUACUGUUUGAUAUUAUCUGCACUCUUACAGAUAUGCAAUAUGUUGUUUUUCAUGGAAUGGUCAACACAACGAGGAUGGACGCUAAUCAGGAAUUUUAUAUCCGACAUGUAGACGGGCUCCCGAUCAGUUCAGAAGCAGAGCGUGUCCGUGUUAUACAAUGUCUUGAAGCAGCCAUCGAGAGGAGAGCAUCUGAGGGGCUGGAGCUAGAAUUGUGCACAGAAGACAGGCUUGGACUACUGUCCGAUAUUACCCGGAUUUUCCGGGAAAACAGCUUGUGUAUCAAGAGAGCAUUAAUCUCGACGAAAGGUGGUAAGGCCAAGGACACCUUCUAUGUCACAGAUAUGACUGGAAAUCCGGUCGAUCCCAAGAUUAUUGAUUCAAUCUGUCGACAGAUAGGCCGGAGUGCGCUGCAGGUGAAACAUAAUAGAUCAAGUCUUGCACCAAAACCACCUCAUCAAGAGACAACAAUGAGUUAUUUGUUCGGGAACUUGUUCAAAGCACGUACUUUUCAGAAUUUCAAGCUAAUCAGAUCUUACUCAUGAUUUCUAUCCCUGUAUAGUCUUCCUCUAUUGGAUGAAGAUAUGAAGUCAAAAGAUAUAGAUGGGGAGCAAGACAAGUCUCCCUUGCAUAGUUACCAAUAUACUGAUACAGUGAAAGUUACUGGUGGUGGUUGUGUAUCUUUCAUUAUAUCACUUGUAAGUAACAUCUGUACAAAAUGAAUGUUUGCAUGGAUUGCUCAUAAGAUGCAAGUUUGUAUAGAAAGUAGACUAGGUGAAUAAGAAAAACAAAAUAAGUUUCUUCUGGAUCUUAUUGUGUACAUUAAUUAAGCGUUGUUUUUAUUUUUGUACCCUUGAAAUGAUUUCAGGGAAAAAACACAUAAUAAAAUUUGAUUUUACAAA